AUGGCAGCCGUGUUUCUAGUUACGUUGUAUGAAUAUUCUCAAUUAUUUUACAUUAGUGUCAUAUCGUUAUGUUUCGUUGUUACCGCCGCCAUGGUUCGCUGCUGUUAGGUUCCUGUCAAAUUGCCUUAUGACAACAACAACAUUAGGCUGUUAUUAUUGAAUGAAAGUCUUAUUUUAGCCUACAAAUCAAGUUGCUAGCUAUCUGUGCCUACAUUAAGCAAUCGGUCCUGUUUAUAUUUUGUUCAGUAAAGCCCAACUUCUCAUGUGUUUUUUGUUGUAAUAAAGAUUGCAAACGGCGUUGAUCAUUUCACAUCACGGCAUUGCUACAUUGACACUUCACGUGACAGCAUACAGAGUGAUACAAUGUUGCUAUGUUAGGGACGCGAACAUUUUAUUUAUUAGGAUCCCCAUUAGCCGAAGCCAAUGGCGACAUCUAGUCUUAUUAGGGUCCAACACAUAACGAAAAAGAUAUUACAGACAAAAUACUUUACAAUGUACAUACAUUUAAGAACAUUCACAUGUAGUGUGCGUGUGCAUCUAUCAGUUACACAUACAUGUCAGUACAUACACACAACAAGUAGAAUGAAACUUUGUAGCGUUGGAUAAACGGUUAGUGCUAUCCGGGAACCCUGGGACGGUCCUUACCCUAACUAUAACCCUUACCUAACCUUAACCUUAAGUAAACUUCAAUGGGGUAAAGUCAGAGUUGGGAUGUCCCAGGACCCUGGAUAGCAUGGUCCUGGCAUUCGGGAAAGUUAAUCAAAGUAUCAUUGCUUCAGAAAAAAAUACAGUAUCUGGUAUUGUAUUUACUGAAACAUUCACUGUUCUGCGCAGUUUAGUAAUUUUCAAUGUUCUACACACAUUUCUUUACAUCAUUAGGUAGGCUAUUAGAAAGCUUUAUUUAAAAUCAGAAAUUGUUUUAUAAAUCAAUUUGGUGUGCAUGCAAUAUCAAGUUGUUAUACUGUAGGCUACUUCAAUAAUCUUGUCUGAUCUCUUACACACACAACAUAAUUAAAUAUUCAAAUUUUCUGUCCUAUGUUCCACCUCAUCUCCCAUAGGUUUGGUUUCAUUAUCCCAGUGAUUCUCUGCAUCUCUGAUGAGUGAGUCAGUCUUGCCUGCCCCAGAGAAGAGGAUGGUUCAGGUACCAACCCCUUUGCCAUGGAGAUGGGGCCCUCUGGGAUGGCCUCUGUGACUGGUGAGAGAGCAUGCAAAGACAGUUAUUAUGCAACAAACCACACAUAGGGCCAGUUUCUGGGACCCAGAUUAAGCCUCCAGGGCCUAAAAGCUAUUUCAAUGGAGAUUUCGGGAAAAUGACCUGUAUAGCAUAGUGUGUUGUAUUAGGCCUUUGCCCAUUCUAUGUUAUAGGUGUGCCGCCAUGAAUGAUGCAUGAAUGUAGAUUGUAUUGCAUAAUAUACCACAUUUUCUUAUUGAAUGGUUAACCAGGGAAAAAUACAACUAGUACUGCAUCCAUGCCAAUUUCCCCAACCCCAUCUGACUUCCACUUUGAAUCAUUCAUUGUUUUCCUUUUUCCAGAGGGUGUGUCCCUGCUUCCAUGCUGCCUGUAGCCUUGUGUGCAGAACUGUUACUGGGGUUGUGGUGUCCAUGCCUUACAGGGGGCGCUACAGACCCACCAACACGGCCCCAGUAAACUCGGCACGCCACAUCUGUUCCAGGAAGCUCUGCACUUCCAGUACCACCGCUGCCAAAGCUUCCAGUAUCCUUCUCACAGGCGAUAAUCUGAUAAUCGUAUAAUCUGUGUCAUUGUUGUUAGUAUAAAUACAUGUUUUGUAUAUGUGAUGGUCCUAUGUGUUCGUUAUGUUUACUCUUAUUAUUAUCUAUCCUGUUGCCUAGUCACUUUACCCUGUCUUUAUGUAUAUACAGUAUCUAACUCAAAUACCUCAUACCCCUGCACAUUGAUCUGGUACUGGUACUCCCUGUAUAUAGUUUAAUCCUUGUGUAUUUUAUUCCUCUUGUGUUACUUUAUUAUUAUUAUUUUUUACUCUGCAUCGUUGGGAAGGGCUUGUAAGCAAGCAUUUCACCAUAAAGUCUACACCCCUUGUAUUCAGCGCAUGUGACAAAUAACAUUUGAUAUUCAGGUUCUAGAAUAUAUUAUUUGCUAAUGUUUGUCUUUUAUGACAUAUUGCAUAUUAAUGCACGUUUCAUUGAUGUAAGAUAUGUCAUGAUAUUUAAUCAUCAUGAUAUUUAGUUGUAACGUUAAGAUUGAGGAUAGAUGGAUGGAGUACAUGCAAGGCUAAAAUUGCAUGUCUUUCAGUUCAGUUUCACCAUGCAUGUAUUUUACCACUUAACCAAAGCCCCAGUAUCGGUGGAGAGGACAGAGAGGAGCAUUAUACCAAGAUGCCAGCCGAUCUGGGGAUCACUGAUUUCGGCCUUUUGCCACGGGAACGCUACCCCCUAGUGGCUCUCCUCACGCUGGCCGAGCCUGAAGCAAGGGACACGUACAAUAUUGUUAAUAUGACUGUCAUGGUAAUACUUGGAACAUCAUCACAUGGGGCCAGUUUCGUGGACACAGAUUAGGCCUAGGCCUAGAACAUGCUCAAUGGAGAAUUCCCACUGAAAGUGCUUUUUAGUCCAGGACCAAACUGUGUCCGGGAAACCGGCCCAUGAAGUCCAAUCACUUCAAUGUGUAUAAACCUAGGGGUAAUGAUGCAAUCCACAUCCCGAUACAAGGUGUGUUCAUUAGGUUUAAAUUACCAUUUUGGCGUGGGCGUAGUCCUAGACGUGACACUCAUUAUCCCUCAUUGUUCCUCUCGCUCAGGUCGCCAGUGGUUCAUGUUCCAGAUGACAAAUACAGCCUGUCGGCACGGAUCCUGUUUCAUUAUCUCAUUUUUACAUUAACUGCACAAGGGAACAUGUAUGAGUUAAAGGUACGGCUUUAUUUUUGUAUUCAUCAUUUAUUUAUCCAGUCCAUUGACAUAGCAGAAAUGUCUUGAUCAAAGUAAUGGGCAAGGGCUCAGUGAGAUUACAGUAGCCUAGCAUGAUUUUAUUCAGAUCUUUGUGUUCCGAUAUCCAUACUAGCGUACCAUUUAGAAUGCAGGCCAAAAUACCAAUACAUUGCUUCCUAAGUGGUAUGCUAUUGUAGAUAUUGGAACAGACUGUUCGCUGUUAAGAGCAAGUCUGAUGCUGGCAGAUGACAUCCUUAUAAAUGCAAUGUUACCUGUUGUCUGUUUCCUCCUCCAGCCACUCUUUAUGUCAGCCGAGAGCAAGGGGUUGCCGGGGGCGAUUGAUCCCGACCCCGCCCCUAGCACAGAGGCACCACCAGAAACACAGGAAGGAGAACCCAGAAUGGAGGAAGAGGAGAAGAUGCCAGGAAUGGAAGAUGAAGAGGAGGAUUGGUCAGAGGAGGGAAAAGGCAAAGACUGUGUGGUGUGUCAGAAUGCACCUGUUAACCGCCUGUGUGUGUGUGACGGCUGUGUCCAUCGCUUCCAACACUGCCCCAUAUGCAGAGCUUUCGUAUUA
Molecule: messenger RNA, 3477 nt
Organism: Coregonus sp. 'balchen'
Lineage: Eukaryota; Metazoa; Chordata; Actinopteri; Salmoniformes; Salmonidae
Source: the annotation of a GenBank genome assembly